Messenger RNA from Ostertagia ostertagi, 324 nucleotides. The record is from the annotation of a GenBank genome assembly. Lineage: Eukaryota; Metazoa; Nematoda; Chromadorea; Rhabditida; Trichostrongylidae.
AUGCAAGCACUCUCUUUAUACAUUCAAAUUGGAGCCGGCGAAGUCGGUGGUGAAAAAGAGACAACAGCGCCAUCAGGAUGUCCUCAAAUUGAGGUUAACCUAUCAAAUAGUCUCUCACCUCUCCGAAAUUCAUCAGAAUUGUCAGGAAGGCAACCUGUCGGAACGACGGUCAUUCACAUGUGCGCCGUCUCGUAUGUGUUCCCAACGCUUCAACAACCGCUGAAGAUCUACGAGUGCAUGGAGGGUGGGAAAUGGACUGAUAACAACAACGGCGAAAAAUGCGAAUACGUUGCACCUCGUCAGAAGAAUUCUGCAGAUCUAUAG